UUCGACUUGGUCAGACGGGACUUGGGACUUGGCGGAAGUGUCUUGUUUCUGGCGUUCGGUGGUGGUGCGCUCUUCCCAGACGCGCGGCUUCGCCUACUUCCGGCCCAGCUAUGUCCUUUUCUGGCUCCGCUGGUCUGGUGCUCGGCGCCUGUGCACGUCCCCUCGUCCUUCUCAGCAGCCGUCGGUGCACUCCUCCUUCGCCACCAGGGAUCGCUCUGCCGCGCACCUCCCGAUCGCGCCCGCUCGCUGCCGCCACGCCGUCACUGCCGUCCACGCCAGGUUCUCCGCCGCCGUCAUCAUUGUCGCCAUUGCCGCCGCCGUCCUCAUCAUCUACAUCUGUGGGCCACUGGAGAUGCUGCACCAGAUCAUGCGCCUGGCCCAGUGUGAGAGCAUGACCAACGGGGACUACGUCUUCUUCUACGUGGACGUUUUUGGGGAAAGCCUGCGUGCCGAGGGGCAUCGGGGGGCAGCCAAGCCCUGGCAGAGCAAGGACGGCCCAGACCCAAGUGCCCUCCGGGAGGCCUUCCAGACGGUGCUGGUGAUCACAUAUCAUGAGCCCCAAACCCCCGAGUACCAGCAUUUCCAGAAGCAGCUGAUCCUGCGUGCCCGGACAGAGUUUGGCGUGGAGCUCAACGCCUCGCUGAAGAACUUGGUGGCCGGCUGCUUCCACGACGCGCUCCUCCUCUACACCACCGUGCUGAAUGAGACGCUGCGCGAAGGCGGGACUAAGCGUGACUCCAGCCGCAUCCUCCAGAAGAUCAAGGGCCGGAAAUUCCAGGGCGUCACUGGGACCGUGAGCAUGGACCACAACAAUGACCGGGAAACGGACUUCGAUGUGUGGGCCAUGGCGAACGUGGAGACGGGAGAAUACCAGGUGGUGGGCCAUUACGUGGGAUCAGAGAAGCAGAUGAACUGGCUGGGGCCCAUCCACUGGAAGAAGGGGGGGCCUCCUCUCGACAACCCGCCCUGUGUCUUUGACGUGGACGACCCCACCUGUGAUAAAACUCCGCUCUCCACCUUGGCCAUCGUGGCGCUGGGAGCCGGGCUCACCUUCAUCAUGUUUGGAGUGUCCAGCUUCCUGGUCUUCAGGAAGCUGAUGCUGGAGAAGGAGCUGGCGAGCAUGCUCUGGCGCAUCCGCUGGGACGAGCUGCAGUUUGGGAGUUCCGAGCGCUACCACAAGGGGGCGGGCAGCCGCCUUCCCCUCUCUCUGCGUGGGUCUAGUUAUGGCUCCCUGAUGACAGCCCAUGGGAAAUACCAGAUCUUUGCCAACACCGGCGUCUUCAAGGGAAACGUCGUGGCCAUCAAACACGUCAACAAGAAGCGGAUUGAUCUGACGAGGCAGGUGCUCUUCGAACUCAAACACAUGCGAGACAUCCAGUUCAACCACCUGACACGGUUCAUCGGGGCCUGCAUCGACCCCCCCAACAUCUGCAUCGUGACCGAGUACUGCCCCCGGGGCAGCUUACAGGACAUUCUGGAGAACGAGAGCAUCAACCUGGACUGGAUGUUCCGCUACUCUCUCAUCAACGACCUUGUCAAGGGCAUGGCGUUCCUGCACGGCAGCAUCAUCGGGCACCACGGGGGCCUCAAGUCCUCCAACUGCGUGGUGGACAGCCGCUUUGUGCUCAAGAUCACCGACUACGGCCUGGCCAGCUUCCGCCAGAGCAGCGAGGGGGAGGGGAGCCACGCCCUCUAUGCCAGUGAGCUGUGGACAGCCCCGGAGCUCCUGCAGAACAGGCCCCUGCCCCCUCCGGCCAUGCAGAAGGCCGACGUCUACAGCUUCGGGAUCAUCCUCCAAGAGAUCGCCCUGCGCAACGGGGCCUUCUACGUGGAGGGCAUGGACCUCAGCCCCAAAGAGAUUGUGCAGAAGGUGCGCAACAGCCAGAGGCCGUACUUCCGCCCCACCGUCGACACGCGGGUGCACAGCGAGGAGCUGGCGGUGCUGAUGGAGCGCUGCUGGGCCCAGGAGCUGGCCGAGCGCCCCGACUUCACCCAGAUCAAGAUCUUCAUCCGGCGGUUCAACAAGGAGGGCAGCACCAGCAUCCUGGACAACCUGCUCUCCCGCAUGGAGCAGUACGCCAACAACCUGGAGAAGCUGGUGGAGGAGCGCACCCAGGCCUACCUGGAGGAGAAGCGCAAGGCGGAGAACUUGCUCUACCAGAUCCUGCCCCACUCCGUGGCGGAGCAGCUCAAGCGCGGCGAGACGGUGCAAGCGGAGGCCUUUGACUGCGUCACCAUCUACUUCAGCGACAUCGUGGGCUUCACUUCCCUGUCGGCUGAGAGCACCCCCAUGCAGGUGGUGACCCUCCUCAACGACCUCUACACCUGCUUUGAUGCCAUCAUCGACAACUUCGAUGUCUACAAGGUGGAGACCAUUGGCGACGCCUACAUGGUGGUGUCGGGGCUGCCUGUCCGCAACGGCAAGAUGCACGCCCACGAGAUCGUCCGCAUGGCCCUGGCCCUCCUGGAGGCCGUGAAGACGUUCCGCAUCCGGCACCGGCCGAACGAGCAGCUCCACUUGCGGAUCGGCAUCCACUCAGGGCCGGUGUGCGCCGGAGUGGUGGGUCUCAAGAUGCCUCGGUAUUGCCUCUUUGGGGACACGGUCAACACAGCCUCCCGCAUGGAGUCCAACGGCGAGGGUGAGGAGGACUCUUCCUGGGGAGGGGGCCACCCCCACCUGCCUCUUCCCCAGCUGGCCGAGCCGGCCCCUCUGUAA
Gekko japonicus is the source of this 2716-nucleotide messenger RNA. It is a transcript of the gene NPR2, whose product is annotated as natriuretic peptide receptor 2. Lineage: Eukaryota; Metazoa; Chordata; Lepidosauria; Squamata; Gekkonidae. Gene Ontology annotation, biological process: cGMP biosynthetic process; protein phosphorylation; receptor guanylyl cyclase signaling pathway. Gene Ontology annotation, cellular component: membrane. Gene Ontology annotation, molecular function: ATP binding; peptide hormone binding; protein kinase activity. The annotation marks the transcript as partial. The transcript has 20 exons. The record is from RefSeq and is a predicted model, not a curated record.